Fopius arisanus is the source of this 2146-nucleotide messenger RNA. Its product is annotated as U2 small nuclear ribonucleoprotein auxiliary factor 35 kDa subunit-related protein 1. Gene Ontology annotation, molecular function: pre-mRNA 3'-splice site binding; metal ion binding. The record is from RefSeq and is a predicted model, not a curated record. Gene Ontology annotation, cellular component: spliceosomal complex; U2AF complex. The transcript is spliced from 3 exons. Bases 431 to 2020 code for a protein of 529 amino acids. Gene Ontology annotation, biological process: mRNA splicing, via spliceosome. Lineage: Eukaryota; Metazoa; Arthropoda; Insecta; Hymenoptera; Braconidae.
AGUAAACUGAUAAUUCAAAUGAUUUUGACAAUGGAUCCGAGAAAAUAUAAUUAUAUUCAAAACUGCAGCGGGAAUUCAUCGAUUUCCCCUUUUUGUAUUUUGUUGUCAGAGAUAUAUGUUACCAGCUGGGCGAUUUUCUAGUUCUGAAAAUUUCCACUGUGACAUUGUGUUUUGAUUUUGGAAGGAGUCUAAGAGUUAUUGGUUAUCUGAAUGAUGUUGUGCUAAAAUUUAUAAUUUAAUUACAGAGGAAAUGCUGAAAUGUUUCUGCAAUUAUGACGAUUUUUUGUAUGAAAUUGAAUGAAAUUCGGGAUUUUGAGUGAGAAGUUGAGGCAGUGGAGUGAACUUAACCGGUGUUUCCUGCUGUUAGGCUGAUGGUUGUUUUUUAUAUUAUUAAACAAAUGAGAGAGAUUUCUCCAUUGGUCACUGGGGCAUGGAGAUGGGUAAGAAGUCGUUGUCCCAUAAAGAGUGGAGGAGAAUGGCGAAAAAAGAGAGGAGGAGGAAAAUACGACGAAAACAUGCUCGAGAGGUUGAAGCGGAUGAUAAUCGUUUGAGGGAAGCACUGGAGAGAAGCGCGGAAUAUUUGAAAUGGAUUGAAGAGCAGGCCACAGCUGAGAAAGAAAAGCAAAGGCGAGAACAAGAGGAGCAUGAUCAUCAGGAACGUCUAUGGACUGAGAGAGAGGUAAUGGCGCAAGAAGAAUGGAAAAUUGUCCAGGAGAAGCGUUCAAAGGCCCGAGCAGAACAGCUUCGUCAGGAAGAGAUAAUCCGAAAGGAAUUCGAGGCGAAGCAACAGAUCGUAAACAAAAAGAAACAAGAGGCGAAAAAUCGCGAAGAUGAGGAAUUAAAGCAACGAGAGAAACUCAAGAACGAAAUCGACGGGUAUAUUGACUCUAGGGCGAAGACCCCCGAGUUUCUGCGAGAGGUAAUUGAUAGUAAACCCGGGAAGGAGCUCUGCCCUUUCUUCACAAAAACGGCCGCCUGCAAAUACGGCGAAUCCUGCUCGAGGAAUCACCGGAGACUCGCCCUGGGUAAGAUCCUCGUGAUUCCAGGUUUCUACACGCAUUUCUCCCUCGAGAGGAAUUCUCACGAGUACGACACUGACAUCGGCCUUGAGUACGACAGUCGCGAGACCCAAAAAGACUUUAGGGAAUUUUAUCGAGACGUUCUGCCGGAGCUCGAGUCUUUCGGAAGAAUCAAAACCCUCAAAUUCUGUCGUAAUACUGAGGUCCACCUGAGGGGAAAUCUUUACGUUGAGUAUCAAACUGAGAGAGAGGCUGCCAGGGCCUGGAGAAGUCUGAAUGGUCGAUAUUACGCUGGGAGACAAAUAAACUGCGAAUUUGCUAAUAUCAGCUCCUGGAGGGCAGCCGUCUGUGGACUUGCUCACUGCCCCAAAGGCAAAAUGUGCAAUUUUUUGCACACCUUCAGAAAUCCCAGGGAUGAGUAUGAUAUACAGAGCCCUCCGAGGUGGGCCAAGAAGCCAGAGGGUGAGACCUCUGGUCGGCGAACGGAGAGAAGUCGACGCAGGAGUCAAUCCUCAUGGGACGAUUCGGUCCGAAGUACCAAGAGAGACCACAAGGACUGGAGAUGGUCAGAGUCGCCAGAAAGCGAAGUGAAACCCAGAGAGCAUCGGAAAUCCUCAAGAAAAUCAAGAGACAGUUCGGAGAGGUUAAAAAGAAGUAAAAAACGAAAGCCAUCUUCUUCGGGGUCUCGGAGACGAAGAAGUUCCUUAUCUGACGGUGAGUGUUCCCGCAGAAGGGAAAAGAAAAGUCAUAGGGAGUCCAAUAAGGAGAAUGGAAGAAGCCAUAAGGCAUCGAAACGAACUGAGAGGCACAAAUCAAGGGAAAAGAGCAAACAAACUUCGAGAAAAUCCAAGUGGGAUGAGGCUGAGGGUUCCAUUCACUCUGACACAAGUAAUUCUCGUGCAGAGGAGGAAAAUCUGGGGGAUAAGACUGUAGUUACUGAAGAAUAUCAGUGGGAAACAACAGAGUCUGAAGCCGAAUCUUCAGGAUCCCCUAAAGAUUGAAUCACCUAGUGAAUUUGUUGACUAUUGAAUAAAUUAUUUUUUCAUUCAUUUAUCAUAAAAAACCGAGUUGAGAUCGAUUAGAAAUUGAAAUUAUUGCCUUUGUUCUAUAUCUUCCCAGGCCGAACU